CUGCAACACAAAUACACGGGGAAACUCGAAUGAAGUUGUUUCAACAUGAAGGGAAACUCAAUUCAAUAUUAAUUUGUGCUUAGGCUAGGGAAAAUGCUUAUCUCAAUAAUGUAUUUCAUAUAUGAUAAUCGAUGUACACUGGAGUAUAUUUAUACAUGCAGGGAUGCUAAUGAGAUAAUUCUAGAUAGCUACAAUCGUGGAGAUAAUAACAAACAACAACCGUAUGCUAAAAUAAUGUACAUGAUAAUUACAAUAAUAAUUAUGCUUCAAUACGCCCCCGCAAGAUGGAGGUUCCGUUGGAAACUCCCAGCUUGGACCUGAACCGUUCAAAAGGCACUUUUCCAAGCGGUUUUGUGAGGAUAUCAGCAAUAUGAAAUUUGUUAGAGAUAUGUCGAACGGAGAGUUGCCCAUUUUCAACCAAGUCGCGAACAAAGAAGAAAUCAAGUGCUACAUGUUUCAUGCGUGAAUGGAAUACCGGAUUUACACAAACAUAAGUGGCACCUUGAUUAUCACAUAGUAAUUGUGGGGACUGAGGAAGACGAAUACCCAAUUCAGAGAGAAGGUUUUGGACCCACAAAAUUUCAGCACUAGCAUGAGCUACGACCCUGUAUUCGGCUUCUGUAGAAGAGCGAGACACUGUCUUUUGCUUGGCAGAUUUCCAUGAGAUAAUAUUGGAACCAAGAUACAAUACAUAGGCUGUAAUAGAUUUCCCCCCAUCAUGAAUGUCUCCCCAAUCCGAAUCAGAAAAGGCAGUGAGCGUAAGUGGUGAUGAACGCUUGAGGAAGAGCCCAUGAUUAAUUGUGCCUUUGAGAUAUCGGAGAAUUCUUUUGACACCUUGUCAAUGAGUCUCCUUCGGUGCAUGCAUGAAUUGGGAUAAACGGUUGACCGCAAAUGAUAUAUCAGGUCAUGUGAAGGCUAGGUACUGCAAGAGACCAAGUGCGCGACGAUAUUGGCUAGAAUCAGCCUGGUUUGUGCCAACAGUAAGAUGAGGUGGAGCGGUAGAGCUCAUAGGAGUGGUGGCCUCUUGUGCACCUUCCAUGCGACAUUCUUCUGAAAUGUGCAGUAUAUAUUGCCGUUGAGUGAGGAAAAGACCAUCCGGAUGAGGAAUAAUUUCAACACCGAGAAAAUGAUGAAGUAAACCAAGAUCUUUAACUGAAAACCUGCAUGUAAGUUGCUGAAUGAACUGUUCCAGAGCUUCAGAAUUGUUCCCUGUUAUUACUAUAUCAUCAACAUAGAUAAGGAAGUAUAGCAAAACAUUAUGAUGAGAAAAUAUGAACAAGGAAGCAUCUGCCUUUGACCGUCGGAAUCCUGCAGAAAUAAGAAAGCGUGACAGUUCAAGGUACCAUGCACGUGGUGCCUAUUUGAGACCGUAUAAAGCUUUUUGUAAAUGACACACAUGCAUGGGUUGAGAGGGAUCUUUGAAGCCCAGGGGCUGCAUCAUGUACACUUCUUCUGAAAGAGAACCAUGCAAAAAUGCAUUGUUCACGUCCAUUUGACGUAAAGGCCAAUUUCUUGAGAGAGCUAUAGCUAGAACAAUAUGUAUAGUUGUCGGUUUAGUAACCGGGCUAAAGGUUUCUGCAUAGUCCCAUCCAGGUUGUUGGAGAAACCCACAAGCAACUAGUCGAGCCUUGAAACGUGCAAUACUUCCAUCAGCGUUCCUCUUAAUACGAAAAAGCCACUUACAUGUGAUAGGUUUAUGAGCUGCCCGAGGAACGAGUGUCCAGGUAUUGUUACGCCGGAGUGCCGCCAUUUCAUCCUCCAUAGCUGAAUGCCACCUCGGAUCAGCUAAAGCAGUCUUCACACUCGUUGGUUCAAGGGUUGGUAAAAUAGGAUGAGUGGUGGUCUGGUUCACAAACAGACUUCCAAAAUAUUUUGGGUUUGGAUGUCGGUUGUGAGUGGGUCGAGGAGGCGUGAUAGGCUGGUUGGAUGAGGAGGGGUUAUUAACGAUGGGAAUUUGGAGUGUCCCAUUUGGUGGGGUGGAGGAAUUAGAAAUAAAGUGAGAUAUAGGAGUGAGGGACGAAUUAGGAAUAGGGUGGGAUGUAUUACAUAUGGGUGUGGCAGUAUGAUGAGGUUAGGUAGUGGAUGGUCGGGUCAAAGAGGAAUUAUGAGAGUAAUUGGUUGAUGAGAUGGGAAUUGACUCUAAAUGAGGUGAAACGGAUUGCAAAUGACCAAGUGCAUGGGAUGGAGUAGAUAAGGAUGAGUUUGAAUUUUGUGAAUGAUUGCCAACAGUUUCGGUCAUAGGUGUAUGUGGCGUUAAAUUAGGAGACAUGGGUAGGAGAUAAGGGUUGAUCGGGUAGUUGGGUAUGAUUGGUGGAGUAAGAGAUAAAUUAGGUGCAUUAUUAGAUAGACCGUCAACAGACUGUAUGUGACAAAACGGAUAAAUGUGACGCACAAAUUUAACAUGGCGACUUGUAUAUAUUUUGUGUUGUGAUAUAUCAAGACAGAAUUAGGCGGACUGAGAUAAAGAUAAAGAAUACCCCAAAAAUACACAUGGAGCCGACCGAGGUUGAGUUUUGGUAUGAGAGUAGGGACGGAGCCAGGGAUAACACAAGCAACCAAACGGUUGUAAUUUGAUAUAAUUAGGAUGGGAGUGAUACAAACGAGAGUAAGGGGUGUCGUUGUCAAGGAUCGUGGUUGGUAGACGAUUAAUUAGGUAUACCGCGGUUUGAAACGCAUAAGACAAGUAUUUUAUUGGAACGCCCGAAUAGUGUAAUAGGGAGAGUCCUGUGUUAACAAUAUGACGAUGUCUUCUCUCGGCUAGUCCAUUAUGCUCAGGUGUAUGGGGUAGUCAUAUGAGAGAUACCAUGAGCACUAAGAUAGGACCGAAGUUUAAUAAAUUCACCGCCAUUUUCGGAGAAAAAUAUAGUAAUUUUAUGAUUAAAAUACUUUUCAACCAGACGGUGAAACUGGGGAAACACAAUAGACACCUCAGAUUUAUUUUUAAGUGGAUAUAACCAUAUGUAACGAGUGAAAUGAUCCACAAAAAUAACAUAAUAACGAUAGACAUCAACUGACGUAUCAGGUGUACUCCAAACAUCACUGUAAAUGAGUUCUAGAGGGCGAUGUGCAUUCAUAGAAUUGACAAAGAAUGGUAAUUUGGUACUUUUAUUAACUGAACAUGACAAACAAUGGAAAGAACUGGACGUAUUACAUGAAAUAAUAUUUUUAUUUUGAUUGGCCAAAUAAUGAAAGACUCGACUAGAUGGAUGACCCAAAAUGUGAUGCCACUGAGAUUGAUCUGAACUUUGAGUGUGAUUGACUUGAGGACUGGGACGUGUUGGUGCAAAAGAGACAUCAUGAUUAUUCUCCCCGCGUAGUAGUGACGCCCCCGUGACCCGAUCCUUGACAAGAAAAUGGGUAGAAAAAAAUUCAAUGGAGACAUUGUUAGUUUUACACAAUUUGGCAACAUAUAUAAGAUUUUUAUUUAAAUGAGGAACACACAAUAUAUUGGAAAGGGCUAAGGGACGAGUAGACGUAGGUAGGGUGGUAGAACCAGUAUGAGUGAUUUGAAGGGCCUUACCAUCACCGAGGCGGACUUCAUCCGGUCCACCAUAUUCGACAUAACUGGGCAGACGAGUUACAUCAUUAGUAACGUGAUGAGAUGCCCCGAUGUCGAACAUCCAGGGCUGAUCAUGCUGAAUCGGGGUAGCAGCAACAUGGUUGACCGUCGGAGUAGGAGCUGGAGCAGAAUAUGAGAUGUGAUUAUCUCGGAGAAAACGUUGGAGUUUUCUGCACUGCUGCACCGUAUGACCCAUGUUAUCACAAAAUCUACACACAUGCUGGCCAAAUGAAAUACGUGAUGCAUGAGUCUGUUGACCACCUCUUCCACGACGUGAGUGUCCACCACGUCCAGGCACAAACAUAUUUCUUUGACCAUUAUUGUUAUGAGAGGGUGGGUAUCCACCACGGCCAGUAGAUUGGGUAGCAUUGGCGGUUGGGAGAAAAUUGGAAUUUUCCGUUGCAACCUCCGCCAAUCGUUGUUCGUGUUCUAGGAGAAUGGAGUGAAGUUUAGCAAACGGGAGUGCCGUUGGGCGAACACUAAUUGCAGACGUUAAGUCAUUAUAGGAAGAUCCAAGACCGUUCAAAAUUUGAACAACAAGAUCAUCUUCAGAAAGAGGACUUUGAGCCAGCGCUAAGGCAUCGGAAAGAGCCGUCAUCUCGGCCAAGUAUUCGGUGAUGGACCGGCUUCCCUUAGUGGUCCUGGCAAGGGCAGUUUUGAGAGAAAUGAUGCGUCGCCGGGAUGUACUAGCGUAAGUGAGAGCUAGUUUAUCCCACGCAUGGUGAGCAGUGGAGGCGGAGGAAAUUACCGGCUGAAUCGUGUCAGAGCAACUUCCAAGCAGUGCGCUGAGAAUAACUUUAUCUUGGCGAUACCAGAUGGUAUAACAUGGGUUAACCUGCGAUUUGGCAGCAUCAAGAAAAUGAUCUGGAGCACGAGUGGUACCAUCAACGUAACCUUCAAGUCCGAGGCCAAUGAGGGAUGCAUAAACUUGGGAUUUUCAAACAGGAAAGUUGGAUGUAGUGAGUUUGAUCGGAAAGUUGGUGGUGGCGGUGAGCUGAAUGACCGGGGUAUCGGCGGUGAUAGCCAUGGGGAAGAGAGGAAAAAAAAUUGAUGUAUUAAGCUCGUAUGAGAUUGGCUCUUGAUACCACAAAAGGUAUUGAACAAUUGUAUUUCAAAUAAGAUAAUCGAUGUACACUGGAGUAUAUUUAUACAUGCAGGGAUGCUAAUAUAAUGAGAUAAUUCUAGAUAGCUACAAUCGUGGAGAUAAUAACAAACAACAACCGUAUGCUAAAAUAAUGUACAUGAUAAUUACAAUAAUAAUUAUGCUUCAAUAUACUUCUCUAUCUGUCUAUAUACCUUUUUUUCUUUUUAUCCAACUCAGACAAGAUAUAGCCUUUUACAAAUUUUAAAUGAUAACUUAUCCUCCUAGGAUAUUUUUUCAAGAUUGUAUCUCGUAGAUUGAUGCAAUGAAACGGUCUGGAGAAAACUUUUAGCCCAGAAUGAAAUACUCGUACAUUUUAAAACCACGUAAACAAAGAACGCAUGAUUACAAAAAGGAGUAACUUCUAAACACAGGGAGGUCAUAACCUGGACAUGACCUUUCUAGGACUUUUCUUUAUCUGGUAUGAUCGUGGCAACAUUAUUUUAUAAAGGUCUUAUGGUGAACGAGGAAAACAAUUGCAGUAAAAAAAUGGUGCAAGUUAUUUUUCCCUACUCUUUUGUUGUUCCAAAACAAACCAAUAUACUACCCCCGUUCUUCAAUAAGUGCAACAGUCAACAUUUCACAUUUUCCGAGCACAACUUUGACCAUUAAUAUAUAUAACUCUCUAUUAGUAAAAAAAAUUAAAAAAUCAGAUUUUGAAAAUUUACAAUGAGACAAAUUUAGUAAUAUUUUUUUUUCAAAAAUAUAUAUUAAUACAUCAAUAAAUAAAAUGUAGUCAAAGUAGAACAUGUGAAUAGUGUAAAAUUUGCAAUGUUGCACUUAUUUAAGAAUGGAGGUAAUAUUUUCUUUUACUACUGUGAUAGAUUAUAGAUGGAUUACAUGGGUCAGAAAGCUACAUCUAUGAAUAUUGUUAAAGUUUUGAUAGCAGUAAGAAGCCUUUAACUAUUACAUCUUAACAAUGAACAACUAUGGAGUAUUAUUCUAACCUGUGUUAUGAUGUAAAAAGUGCAAUUGGCUAUCUUUUUAGGCUAUGAUUUGAAAAAACUAAGAUUACAAGUAUUAAAUAAAUAGAUGAAUUUAGUAUACUAUGUAGUACGAGUUUUUUUUAUAUUCCUAAACAUCUUGAUUAAUCCUCUAAUGAGAAUAAAGGAUGUGAACAAAUGUAGUUUUUUAAUAGAUUCUCCAAGUUUUGGGCUAUGAUUCGGAAUAAGAUUAUAAGGGGAAAAGUGCAGUAAGUGCAGAUUUUUAUUACAUUCUCCAGUUUUUUGUUACCAUUCACUUAUUUUUUCAUACUAUUUACUCAUGUUUUUCCUGCAAUAUAUAAAUAAAUAAACAAAUUUUAAAAAGGUGAUGCUUAUUAAUGAACUAACUUGAUACAUGAGUAGGCCCACACAAUUCAAGGCAAGUACAAACCUUAAAAUUUGUGGGAGAUUUGAGCAACUACAAAAAACUCUUAAGGAGCUAGCAUGAUCUAAAAUUGCUAAAAGAACAUCUGCUGCAUUAGUCACCAAGGGGCAUGGAUUGUGGUAAUCUUAAAACAUACUUUCACUUCAUGAUUUUGUGAAAUUGGGAGCUGAAUUUCUGCCACAAUCUUUGGCUUUGCUCUUUGGAGAAGGUAAAGUGUUGAAAUUAAGUCUGUUUCAAGGGUGAAUUGAAGUGAAGGAAGCCAACUGCAACCACCAAUGUGGAUUGAUUUAUAAAUGUUUUCUAAUUUUGUGACCGCACUACAUAAAUAUUCAUAAAUAAACAAUCGAUAUGUUACAUAUCAGUGGUGUAGAGUAGAAGCUUUCCUAAAUGCUCCCUAACACCAGAAAGCAAGGUCUCCCCCCCCCCCCCCCCACAUCAAAAUAAGCAUCUUGAUUUUUACUCAAGUUCUUCUCAUCUUUACAAAUGACAGUCCUUUUGUAAGGCAACAAUCCUCCUCCUAUUUUAUUCCUUAUUAGAAGCAUGAAGUUUGUGGUACUUUUAGUUUUACUCCAUGUUCUUGUUUACUUUUUUGCUAUCCACUGCACUUUUUAUUUAAUUUGUUAGGAUGUUACCUAACCUAUUCGUCUUUCUUCUCAGCUUUUGACGAAAUCUCAUGCUUAUAUUAUUCAUUUUUAUUCUUGUUUUCCUGUGGUCGAUUCAAGACUUUUCAUUCAAAUUCUAAUGGCUCUCCUAUACUCAGCGGUCAGAUAAUCAUCCUCAUAUGAUGAGUCGUGUUCGUACUCUUCUUCAUCGACCUUUUCAUUCUCAUUCAUUCUCAUCAGCCUUUAGCCUCUUUGGAUCUCUUCCAUCCGUUUAUUUACGUUCAUAUUCAGAGCACAUCCUAUUGUCAUUGCCAAAGACGGAUUGUGCCAAAGUCCGGAUCACCCAUCUCAAACCAGGCCUAAAAUUUAUGUCUUUAAGUUUCCAAAGUCUUGUUGGAAAUUUGACGUAUUUCAAAUAAAUUAAUGUGUGAACGGAUGUUUAUUAAACCAUUUAAUAAAUUAUCAUUGACCAAACGUUUCACUAAUGGUUGUCUAAUUUUUUUGAACUAAUGUCCGAGUUUUGUAACGUGCAUAGAGAAUGCUUGGCUAUCCUCACCUCUCUCCACUUAAUUAGGAUCUCCAACUUCUCUAACGUUACAAUUCUAUUCAAUAAAUAAAUUGGAACGGAGCAUGAAGUAAAUAUGGAUGACCUCUUCUGCUUGAAAAAUAUCUUGCGAACUCCAUCUUCAAAGAACAAGGCUUUCAUAUAAAAUGAUUCCUUUUAAAAGCCUUUGCUGGAUUAUUAUAGUGAUUUAGCUCAUAGUUCUGGUUCCGACUUAUUGUCGAAGGGCUCGUUAUAUCCUGGGGGAAGAUUUCUGUUCACCGGAAAUACUUUCAGAGGACAGCGUUUACGCGUCUCGAGCCAUGGUGGUUUUUGCUAAUUUUCUUUGCAGGUGUUUUCUCAAAAGUUGCUGCCUUGCUGGUCUGGUCCAGGAGAGGUGUUUCAGCAGCUUCUUCCAUGAACAAUGGUGAUCAAACCUGUUGCCCGGAGAGUAGAGAUGAGGAUAGCACUCAGUCACCCAAAACCGGGCUGUUAGGAGCAAGCAAAGUAGAAAAAUCCCCAACAAUCUCUGAAAGUAUUACUGGACGAGGCAUGCUCCUACGACUCCAUUCAAAUGGGCUGCUGAAAUCCUUGUUUACCUACAGGCUGCGUAAGUUGGUAUUUAUAUCAAUUACUUUAAUCUGGGCAGUUUUAUGUAUUCAAGAAUCAGCAUAUGUUAUGUUAAUGCAUUUUGUGAUAAUUUUAAUUGUUACCCUAUUCACAAUAAGCCUUGGUUUAAUCCCACUUAUUAUAAUUUAUGUCAUUUUAUGUGAUAGAAAGACAACUAUGAGAAACAAUAAUCCACUUAUAUCAAAAAUAAAAGUGAUUAAAAGUGAUGAAAAUUUUAUUGCGGUUGUUUCUCAAAGUUGUAAAAUAAAUGAUGUGAAUGAAUGGAUGGUAGACUCAGGGGCUACCAAGCACAUUUGUAAAAACAAAAGUGCUUUUACCUCCUAUAGUACUACUAUGGGAGAUGACGAAGAGCUCGUGUACCUAGCGGACUCAAAAACCGCAAAGGUGCAUGGUAAAGGAAAAGUUCUUCUUAAACUCACAUCGGGGAAAACUUUAUCACUAAUUGAUGUACUUUAUGUGCCUGAGUUUCGGACUAAUUUAGUUUCUGUUUCUCUCUUGGUAAAAGCUGGGAUUAAAGUAUCUUUUGAUUGUAACAAAAUUGUUAUGACCAAAAAUGAUGUUUUUGUGGGCAAAGGCUAUUGUAAGAAUGGACGUUAUGUGCUUAGUAUUCCGAAAUUAAUGCGUGAAAAUGCUUCUUAUUUGAUUGAUUCACAUGAUGUGUGGCAUGCAAGAUUAGGACAUGUGAGUGAUUCUUAUAUCAAUUUGUUGCGUGAUCGUGGUUUGAUUUCUAGUGGAAAGAAAUUGACACUAGAAAAAUGUGAUAUUUGUGUUGAAUCAAAACAAACCAAAAAAUCAUGUCCUACCACACAUAGGGAAUCAGAACUGCUUGAGUUAAUUCACACGGAUUUGGGUGAUUUAAAAAAUAUCAUGACUAGAGGUGGUAAUAAAUUUUAUGUCACCUUUAUUGAUGAUUUUUCGAGAUACACUAAAAUUUAUUUGCUUAAAAGUAAAGAUGAGGCUUUUGAUAAAUUUUUAGUGUAUAAAUCUGAGGUGGAAAAUCAAUUGAAUAAGAAAAUUAAGAGAGUGAGAUCGGAUAGAGGGGGCGAAUAUAUUUUAAUAAAUGAUUUUUGUGAGAGGGAAGGGAUUAUUCAUGAGAUAACUCCUCCAUAUUCGCCCGAAUCAAAUGGAAUAGCUGAAAGAAAAAAUAGGACAUUAAAAGAAAUGAUGAAUGUUCUUUUAAUUAGUUCUGGUGCUCCUGAUAAUUUGUGGGGGGGGGGGGGGGGGCUAUUCUUUCUGCUUGUCACUUACAAAACAGAAUUCCUUAUAAGCACAGUAAGAGAACACCCUACGAAUUGUGGAAAGGUUAUGUGCCUAAUUUGAAAUAUUUGAAAGUGUGGGGAUGUUUGGCUAAAGUCUUAUUGUCUGAUCCUAAGAAGAGGAAAAUUGGUUCUAAGACAUCUGAUUGCAUAUUUAUUGGUUAUGCUGAAUGUAGUGCUGCUUAAAGAUUUCUUGUUUUGAAAAGUGAUGUGCUUAGUUGCAAUACUAUUAUUGAAACAAAAAAUGCUGAAUUUUUUGAGAGUGUGUUUCCUUUAAAGCCAGAAUACAAGACAGUUGUGCCAUAUCGUGAAAGUGAGCCAUUAAAAGACAAUAAUACUUUUAAUGAAUUUGAUGUAUUUCAAAUAAAUUAAUGUGUGAACGGAUGUUUAUUAAACCAUUUAAUAAAUUAUCAUUGACCAAACGUUUCACUAAUGGUUGUCUAAUUUUUUUGAACUAAUGUCCGAGUUUUGUAACGUGCAUAGAGAAUGCUUGGCUAUCCUCACCUCUCUCCACUUAAUUAGGAUCUCCAACUUCUCUAACGUUACAAUUCUAUUCAAUAAAUAAAUUGGAACUGAGCAUGAAGUAAAUAUGGAUGACCUCUUCUGCUUGAAAAACAUCUUGCGAACUCCAUCUUCAAAGAACAAGGCUUUCAUAUAAAAUGAUUCCUUUUAACAGCCUUUGCUGGAUUAUUAUAGUGAUUUACCUCGUAGUUCUGGUUCCGACUUAUUGUCGAAGGGCUCGUUAUAUCCUGGGGGAAGAUUUCUGUUCACCGGAAAUACUUUCAGAGGACAGCGUUUACGCGUCUCGAGCCAUGGUGGUUUUUGCUAAUUUUCUUUGCAGGUGUUUCUCAAAAGUUGCUGCCUUGCUGGUCUGGUCCAGGAGAGGUGUUUCAGCAGCUUCUUCCAUGAACAAUGGUGAUCAAACCUGUUGCCCGGAGAGUAGAGAUGAGGACAGCACUCAGUCACCCAAAACCGGGCUGUUAGGAGCAAGCAAGGUAGAAAAAUCCCCAACAAGUCUACAUUACAUAAUUCUUUUAUUAAAAUGACCUUGAUUUAGCUAGAAGUCCAGAACUCGGACAAAAGGUAAACAAUCUACUGAAUAUUAGAUUCUCAACGUUGAUCUAUACAUGAGAAAUGACUCUUAAUUGAUCGACGAACACAACUCUUCAGAAAUCUUCAUUGGUCAAACAUUGUGAGGUUUCGAGAGAAAAACUUUCAAGACACAUUGCCGCUUGAGUUUAAAUGAAACACUACCUAUUGUGUGACCACUCAAACUAGCAUCUGGUAUCAUCAUUUAACAGAAUCCUCACAAAUUUACUUCUUGGUAACUUCGUCAGCCCUAUACCCAACCGUACAGCUUGACCGGGUUAAUCAAAUGGAUGAGGUGAUUAAUGUAUGAAUACAAAUGGUCAAAUUUCAAAAGAAAAAAUAAAGAGGAGUAGAUUUUAUGGAAAAGUCAUCAUAAUUAAACAACUUUUUGAUUAUACUCACUAAUAUUUUAUAUUAUUUGUUCUAUAUUAAAUGUCAACAUACUUGAAUGAAAUUGGAUUUGAAAUUCUAACCUACUCUUUGAGCGAUUGAGUAUGUCACAAUCAUCAAUUCAUUAUUGGACACUAAAUCACUGCUAGUAGAAGAGUAAAAUGGUAACAAAUUAUAAACAUUCUUAAUUACUUAUCAAUCCAGUGGAAGUAAACAAAAAGAAUCAAGUGAUUAUCAAAUAAAAAACACGUAGAAUUUCGUCCUGUCAUUAUUGACAAAAUAUAGAAAAUUAAUCAUAGUAAAUUAGUGCCCUAACCUCAAGAGAAAAUGAACCAAAAAACCUAAAAUGAACCAAAAAAUGAAAAUUUUAGUCAGGUUAUCGAGUUAAUGCAAAAAGGUAGCAGUUUGAUCUGUUUUCACAUCCAUAUCUUCCAUUAGCACAUUAUUGGAUAUUACUCGAUGAAGUUUCUGGAAAAUGGUAUAUUGGAAUUGGAGAUGUCAAUUAAAGCCAUAUAAAGAUGCAUUUUAGUUAUCUAAAUACUCUGUAGUGGUACAUUUUUGUUGUAGUGGGCAACGAGCUAAUUGACCUUGUUGGUGGUUUUGGGCACUUUUCUUCUAGUGAGCAUGAGAUAAGAGAUUCAUCCCGAACUUUAAUUUAACUAGUAAAGUGUCCUCCAUUAUUUUAAUCACAACAUGUUGAAUUUUACACUAUUCACAUGUUCUACUUUGACUACAUUUUACGGUACACUUUUACAAAAAUUAUUUUUUUUAAAAAAAUUGUUCAAUUCAUCAUAUUACAAAUUUUCAAAACCUGAUUUUUAAUUAUUUUUUACUAAUACAAAUUAAGAUAUAAUUACGGUCAAAGAUAUGCGUUGACAAGUGUGAAAUGUUGACCGUUGCAACUAAAAAAGAAGGGAGGGAGUAUUUAUCAAAAUACAAUAGCUCUAAAUAAAGAUAACAUGAAAUCACAAAAAUAAUAUUAUCUAAACAACAAUGAUUAAUUGUAAGAAGUGAGUCUCCACACCUCAAAAGCCAUAACACAAAACAAUUAAAAACUAGAAACUUAUCCAAGGAUUGAAUGAUAAAUAAAUUACGGAUUGAGGAAUUUAAAUUGAUUAAAUACUUGAUAUCUUUUAUUCCAUUCAUAAUCCUAAAUUAGUAUGAGGCAUGUCUUGUUGUUUUCUAUAGACUCACAUGAAUGGUGCCUUUUUUAUCAAGUUCGAUCAGCGAUUUGCCAGGGUCCAUUUUAGCAACCCGGGGCCGGUUAGGAAUUGGAUCCGAUUCUGGAUUUGGCAAACCUACGAGGGGAAUUCUAUUCACAACUACGUUUUUACUAAAUACAGGCACAUAAUUUUUAUAAUUCCUAUUUUAUCCUUAGCAAUACCC
Molecule: messenger RNA, 11962 nt
Organism: Cuscuta epithymum
Lineage: Eukaryota; Viridiplantae; Streptophyta; Magnoliopsida; Solanales; Convolvulaceae
Source: the annotation of a GenBank genome assembly